Limanda limanda (common dab) is the source of this 375-nucleotide messenger RNA. RefSeq names its product dynein light chain Tctex-type 1-like. Gene Ontology annotation, biological process: microtubule-based movement. Gene Ontology annotation, cellular component: cytoplasmic dynein complex; cytoplasm. The transcript is spliced from 5 exons. NCBI's taxonomy places the organism in Eukaryota, Metazoa, Chordata, Actinopteri, Pleuronectiformes, Pleuronectidae. The record is from RefSeq and is a predicted model, not a curated record. Bases 1 to 375 code for a protein of 124 amino acids. Gene Ontology annotation, molecular function: dynein intermediate chain binding.
AUGGGGUCCCUGGCCGAGCUCUCAAGCUUCAUCUGCACUGUUUUGUCUCUCUCUCAACAGGUCGCGUUUGUCAAUGAAGAAGUGAGCAAAGUUAUUAAAGAGUCAGUGGAAGCAGCCAUAGGAGGAAAUAGCUACCAGCACAGCAGAGUGAACCAGUGGACCACUGGUGUGGUGGAGCAUUGCCUCACUCAACUCAAGAAGCUGGGAAAGCCUUUCAAGUAUAUUGUGACCUGUAUUAUCAUGCAGAAGAAUGGAGCGGGACUGCAAACAGCCAGCGCCUGCUUCUGGGACAACUCCACAGAUGGAAGCUGUGCAGUGAGAUGGGAGAACAAGUCCAUGUACUGUGUCGUCAGUGUCUUUGGUCUGACCACCUGA